Molecule: messenger RNA, 3393 nt
Organism: Telopea speciosissima
Lineage: Eukaryota; Viridiplantae; Streptophyta; Magnoliopsida; Proteales; Proteaceae
Product: extensin
Exons: 10
Coding region: 202-3093 (963 amino acids)
Biological process (GO): regulation of mRNA splicing, via spliceosome
Cellular component (GO): nucleus
Molecular function (GO): mRNA binding
Source: RefSeq, a predicted model, not a curated record
ACUCUGGGUACUUCAGUUUUCAGCUCCCAGCCUCCCACUAAAAUUUACCUUUUUCAGUUUCACAUGGGAGUUGGGAAUUGGGACGCAGAGAAGGGUCACCUGUUUUGUUCUCUUUGCUCGCGCAGUUGCACGUCAAAACCCUAGUUUUACAGGGUUGCAGCAUCAAUUGAUUAGCUGCUAUUGGACACUUCUCCAGUGAACAUGGCUACAAAGGUUGACCAAGCCACUGUUGGGACUACAGCUGCCGCAAUGACGAGUAGUUCUAAGGUCUCCAUGUUCAGUGUGAAGUCUGGAUUUGUUAUACCGAAGAACAAAUUAUCAGGUUCUUUAGUUCCUGCAUUUCGAAGUUUGGGAAAGUCCGAAAGCAGUGAUGCCACCAAAGAAGAAAGUAGCAAACAGAUUCAGAGGAAAACAAAAUGGGGUACUGACUUGACACAAGAUGCUGCUGUCAGGAAAGAAAGAGCCUUAGCAUAUCAGACUCGAGUGGAACAAAUUACGCAACAGCUGAAAUCAGGAGUUCUGAAGACUGGAGAAGCCCAAGCCUCAGUGUCACCGAGCCAGGUUCCGAAUUCUGAGACCUCCAGCUAUCAGAUAAAUGAUGAGGCCCAGAAGUGGGAACUAUUGGAAUUGGAAAGAAGGGAAGUUAUUGGUGAAAUACUAAAGCUGAAUCCAAGUUACAAGGCUCCAUCUGAUUACAAGCCAUUAUUGAAAGAGGCUGUAGUGCCUAUUCCUCUUAAAGCAUAUCCAAGAUUCAAUUUCAUUGGUCUUUUAUUGGGGUCUGGAAGAAAUACUCUUAAGAGAUUAGAAGAAGAAACUGGAGCUAAAGUAUGCGUGCAUGGCACUAAAGCAGGCACAGGAGAGAAGGCUGAAAUUACUCGGGCAGAUGGGGAUGAAGUCCAGAAUGCUUAUGAAGAGCUGUAUGUCCAUGUAUCAGCUGAUACAUAUGAGAAAGUUGAUGCUGCAGUUGCUUUAAUUGAACUGUUAGUCAAACCAGUGUCUGUUAAUUCAGCUGUUGUUUCCACAGCUCCAACUUCAGUUUCUGGGGAUACUGUCGGUAUUGUUGAGCAAAGUCAGGGCUUAGUUACUGGUUAUGUGAUGCCUGCUGCUAUUGGAAACCAGGGGAUGGUGCGACCAAUGAUUGGAUCUUCACAGCCUGGUCCUCCACAAGUCCAGUUCCGGCCAUAUCCAAGUCCAUGGUUCCCACUAGGUCCAACCCAAACCUCCAUUCAAUCACCGUCUGGCUUCAUUUCCUUUCCAAAUUCUUCAUUGCCCGUACCUAACAAUCUGGUUCAGAUUUCUCCACCCCCUCUCAAUCCCUCAAACAACCGACCAUUUUUUGCGGGGUUUACUCCUGUAUCGGGAUUUGGUUCGGUUUCAGCGAACCCAUCUCUUGCCGCCAGACCACAGCCUUCAAUGCCGGUUUUGCAAUGGCCAUACAUGCAUGGCGCACGACCUGCUAGCCACAUCUCUCCAAUAAACAAUCCCAUGCCAGUCUCACAGCCUCCAUCAGCAUACCCUACUGUAUCAGCUCAACCGAAUCUUACUGGACCACCAGCAUUUACUGGUAACCAACCCACAACAGCUGGACCAGUACCAGUGGCAAGACAAAUGGUACCACAACCAUUUUCAUCAGGACCACCAUUGCCAAACAGGCCACUAACACCUGCUGGGGGCUCUGGUGGUUGGUCUGGUGUACCUGCCGUAAUCCCUCAAGGGAUAGGGAACACAGUACAGAUGACUUCACCAAUGGUUCCACCACAAAGGCCUCGUUCCAUGGUUCAACCAAUUGCAUCAGUAGCUCCGCUAAAUAUUUCAGCAACUGUAAUGAGUAGACCUGCUGCACCAAAUGUUGUUUCUCCUGCUAGUUUUCCUUCUCGACCUCCCACUCACCAGUUAGUCAAUACAUCAGCAGUUAACCGUCCAGCUCCUACACCGGGUUUUGUUUCUGUACCAGCUCAAGUUGGGUCAAGCCCUAUGCCAUUAGUCUCUUCUCAACCCUCAGUACCAGUUCCAGUAUCUUCACAGGCACCAGGACUAUUGCAGGGCCCAUCUAUGGCAGGACAAACACAAAUUCCACCAGCAAUACUUCCUCGAGUACCAGCUCCAAUUUUUACUCAAGCAAUUGGCACAAUUCCAGCAUCAGCAGCUGCCUCCAUUCAAUCUACUUCACCAGUGCCGCGUAUGCAGCCUGUAAAUUUACGUGCACCAGUGCGUAAUCCAUUGCAAAAUCCUGUAGUAGGUUCAUCAACACUUCCUUCACCAGUGCCAUCAACAUCAUCACAACCACAAUCUGGAAUGCCUAUUGUUUCUGGAAGCUUACCGAGUUUUACUCCCAUGAAGCCCCCAGUGACAAGCCCAGGAAGUAUUCAACCAGUUACAGCUCCAAAACCCCAGAGGCCAAGUUCUGGUGAUUUCACUUUUCAGCCCCUCAGGUCCCAGCAUCCGGCUUCUCAAACAGUUCCAAGGUCUAGUGGACAACCCCCAGCUCAAAGUACCCCACCAGUGCUGCCACCUCUGGCACCUCAAUCACCUUCUUUUCGACCAGCUUUGCAUUCAAUACCACAACCUGGCAUACAAAAUUUUGCAAGGCCUCAGGUUGCCAAUCCAAUUGGUCAGCCUCAUGCUCCUGCCCUGACACCUUCACCAGGUGGUGUUGUCCCCUUUGGUGGUAACCCAACCACCACCUCCCCACCACCAAGACCUCCAGUAUUUCCAGGUCCACAUUCUGUCCGGCCUUCAACUCCUCUGCCUCAAAUGAGGCCACAGAGCUUUGGUUCAGCAUCACAUAUGCCUCCUAUACCCAGUGCUUUACCUCCUCGCCCUGCAAAUGCAAUGCAACCACAGCAGAAUCAGCUGUCCCCGACUAUUCGUUCAGGGAACCUCUUGUUUCCAAACCCGCAAUUCAACAACAAUCUCUCAUUUGCAUCUGGUAAGCCUGCUUCCGGUCCUGGAGGAAACCAAAUUUAUGACCCAUUUUCACCCACUUCGGUGUCUUCUGCCCCUCCUCGACAAGGAGAUAGUCCUGCCAAGGUGAGAAAACAGGAGAAUGACCCAGAGUACGAGGAUCUGAUGGAUUCAGUGGGUGUGAGAUGAUGGCGAUUGCUCUUGCAGUUUGUUUCUCAAGAUGAAGGGUUAAUAUGACUUAUAAAGGAGAAUGUGGCAACUUACGAACUCACGAGGGUCAUCAGCAUUGUUGUGAGUUCCCUGGGAGAUGAAAAUGUCAAAAGUAGUAAAUAUUAAUGCUGCACUGCACCUUUGCCAAUUUUCUUUAAUAUUUUCUUUUUUAGCUGAGUUUGGAUUCUGUGAGCAGUAGCAUAGAGAUGUAUUGAACAGUUUUGUAAUCCUCCAUUAGGCACUGAUUAGUAUGGAAUAUCAUAAUACAUUCUGUUGGAA